AUGGGCAAAUUUAAACGACCGUCUAAAGAGCUUAGCGAAAAGAAAGAGCAUCUAUUCGACUGUGGUCAUAAAUUAGCAACUGCAGAUGCACAUCGUCAGCUUGAUGCUCACGAGGACGCCAUUGGUGGAACUUCCGAGAAAUUGGCAGACAAGGAAGAACGUGAGAAUUUGGCAUGUCAAGUUGAAAUACUGAAACAAACCGAGAAGACAGUUGAUCACGGGCCGAUAGCCGACUGUAUUGUUUUUAACGAUGGCCAUGGAUUCAAAGCUUGUAUAGAUACCUCAUAUCGUGGUCGACUUAAUUUAGCGCCUGUGUUGAGUAGUUUCCGAGAAAAUGGUGACUGUGCGAGCCUUUCUGAUAAUGAUAAACUGACGUUUUGUGUAACAGUUCAUGAUAAUGGUAAUUUGUUGGAGAUAUGUGUACCGUCUGGAAGUCACGGUUCACAUGUUGCUAAUAUUGCGGCUGCAUAUUUCGCAGAUGAGCCUGAAAAAUGUGGAUUAGCGCCUGGAGCGCAGUUGGUUUCGCUGUGUAUUGGCGACAGUCGAUUAGCAAGUAUGGAGACCGGGACGGCUCUGACACGAGCGAUCCAACGAUGUACUGAAUUAUCAGUUGAUAUUGUUAAUUAUUCGUAUGGCGAAGCUACGGAUUUCCCCAAUACAGGUCGUAUAAUCUCAGCGUUGGAUCGAAUGGUCAGAAAGCAUGAUAUUAUUUUCAUCUCAUCCGCUGGCAAUAAUGGACCAGCGCUGUCGACGGGUGGAUCACCGGGCUCAACGUCCUCGUCCGCCAUAGGUGUUGGUGCGUAUCUUUCCUCAGAGAUGAUGGAGACCAUGUAUAGUAUGCGGGAAAAAAUACCAGCCACAUUGUAUCCGUGGUCAUCUCGAGGACCAACUGUAGAUGGUGCGUUAGGUGUAUCUAUAUGUGCUCCAGGGGCCGCAAUAACUGGAGUUCCGAAAUUCACUUUGAAGGGAAGUCAGCUAAUGAAUGGAACUUCAAUGAGUGCACCGAAUGCUACAGGGACUGUGGCAUGUCUGCUGAGUGCCCUCCGAGCAACAAAUGUAGCAUGGAGUCCAUUUCUUAUCAGAUUGGCGCUGGAAAAUACUGCAAGGUUCCCACCCGAGCAGUCACAUUUUGCUUUAGGUCAUGGACUGUUGCAGGUCGAAUCAGCGUUCGAGUAUCUGCAAAAACAUUCCGAACAACUCAGCCUUAUGUUGACGCAUUUCGAAAUAGGUGUGAAUGAGUGCAAAGAUCGUGGCAUCUAUUUGCGCGAGUUACACCAAACACGAUCGGCAAACAACUUCUCGAUUUCUGUUGAGCCAAUGUUCAANAAAGAAUCCGACAACGAUGAUAAGAUAGCGUUUGAGAGGCAUUUGCUGUUGACGUGCGAUGCCGCGUAUGUGAGUUGUCCAAAGCAAAUGGAGCUGAUGCAUCAGCAACGACAGUUCGCCAUACGAAUCGAUCCGACUGGAUUAGAGACUUCUGUGGCGCAUUUUACUGAGAUAAAGGCAUUCGACUCUCGAAACCCGUCUCUUGGACCGUUGUUUCGCGUUCCAAUAACAACUAUAGUUCCGUUGACAGUUGAUAGCAGUAAUCAGUUCACGAUAUCUCGAAAAUUGCGGUGUAAACCAGCAGUGCCUGAGCGAUUGUUCAUACAUGUACCGGAUGAUGCCGAUUGGGCAACUUUAAAAGUUCUGUCGUUAGACGAUAAGCAUCAAACGAAGUAUGUGGUUCACUGCGUUCAGCUGCUACCAAAUUUGGCAUAUCGAUCGACUGAAUACUAUAAGACAAUAACACUGGAACCGAACAGCGAACUGCAGCAUGCGAUUAAACUACGAGGCGGACGAACUCUUGAAUUGUGUGUCACCAAAUGGUGGGCAAAUCUGGGUGAAGCGUUGAUUAAUGUCGAGUUGGCAUUUCAUGGUAUAGUUCCGAUACCGAGGACAAUUAAUGUGAUGUCCUCUGAAAUGGCGCAUCGUUUUGAUAUCCGAAAUGGCCGUAUUCGUUAUGAGGACAUUCAACCGGGUAUCACUUUCCGACAUCUCUCGCAACCCGUUCGCGUUUCUGAAGUUAAGUUGCAGCCGUUAGGACCACGCGACUUGUUCGAUAACGGCUCUCAGACGUUCAGAUUGCUGCUCUCUUAUUCGUUUUCAAUAGCGAAAGCAACCGAAGUAUUUUUGGAAUUGCCUGGCCUAACCAACUACCUCUAUGAGAAUUCAUUUGAUGAUGUUCAUGUUAUGUUGUUCACUUCAACGAAACAAUUCGUUGGUAGCAGUUCAUCGUAUCCGAAAAGGUAUCCAUUCAAACUGGAGAAAGGUGAAUAUCGUGCUCGAGUGCAAAUCCGACACGAAGACGAGUCUUUAUUGGACAAAUAUCGUGAUUUGACAAUGAUCGUUAAGAGUAAAUUGAUAACGCCAAUCAAUCUGGAAUGUUACGCAAAUCUUGAAAGUGCCGUAACGGGUGAUGGAAAGAAAUUGAAUGGACGUAUCAUGAAGCCGGGUGAAGUUUUAACCGUAUUCCUGGGACAACUUCCCGAUGACAAGGUUCCGAAGAACGUGACUGCUGGCUGUUAUCUGCAAGGUAUGUUGACAAUACCCAAAUUGGAGUUAGCUCGUAGUGUGGUGCAAUAUCGAGUGGUAUAUACAUUCAAUGAAUGGGGUCGACGACAGCCAAAAGCGUUAUCGUGUGUUACGCUAACGAAAAAGAAAGACGAAACAUCGGCGAAUACGCUACAAGAAAUGAACGAUUCAUUGAGAGACGCACAAAUUGCGUGGUUGUCAAAGCUGAAGAAUCCGUCCGAAGCAGAUGAACUGUUCGAGAAAUUGAUAGCGCAGUAUCCGAAUCAUUUGCCGCUGAUGCAAGCGCAGUUGAAACGGCUUGGCGACAAGAAGAACGAUAGCAAUGAGGAUGCUGGCCCUAAACGUGAACAGCUGAUGAGUUUGGUGGAUGCAGUGUUGAGUGUUACAAAACCGGAUGAAGUGCUCAAAUAUUUGGGCACUAAACAGGAAUGCAACGAGACGGAUAUAGCCAUUAAAGCUGAGAUGGACGGUCGUCGCGCAGCCAUUGUCGAUGCAUUGUUGGCCAAGGCGAAUUGCUUAGCAGACGCUCAUCUGGCAAUAAGUACCGAGGAAAUCCCGAAAUCAUUUCGUAGCGGCUUAAUAUUGCCCAUAGCGAGCGGUAACAAUAGCGCUAAUCAUACGAAGGACACUAAUAAUACUAAUAAUAAAGAGGAUACAAAACAGCCAUCGGAUAUGUCCAAGAAAUCAUCCGUCAGUGACUUUCAAAUUGUUGACGAGAUGAAAGCGAAGGAGAAGGAUGAACCAGUUGUGGGUGAAUUGGUGAGUCUGACAGAAUCGGAGCCACUAGAGAAAUCGGUUGCACCGAUGGUAAAUGCGGCAGCACACGAAACAUCUGUUGACGAUAAUGCAGACAAACAAGUAGUUUCACAAAAUUUGCCGAAGAUAACGCUGAAAGAUUUGGAUAUCGCUUAUUAUGAUGUGAUGAAAUGGCUGGAACCAAGCGAUACAAAGGCGUUGAUAUUGGGUGCUAAACAAGCUGUAGCACAUACUCACUAUGGACGUGCGUUGAAAUUUCUCAGGAAAGCAUCCGAAGAGAAACCGUACAUUAAUUGUUCAGCACUGGAUAUGGCUAUCAUUGAGUUAGUUGAGCAGUUGGGCUGGGUUCAUCUGUCGGCAAUCCUUCGUAAUACAUUCAUCCUGAAAUAUCGCUCACAAUAUCGGCCGUUCUGA
Anisakis simplex (herring worm) is the source of this 3744-nucleotide messenger RNA. The record is from the annotation of a GenBank genome assembly. Lineage: Eukaryota; Metazoa; Nematoda; Chromadorea; Rhabditida; Anisakidae.